AUGUCUUUGCCCCCUGUACCUCCGCGUCCAUACGACUACGACGACGCCGCUCCUGGCCCGCCGCCUCUCCCGCCCCACCCGCCAGAAAUCCGGUAUCACCCCUACGAGGUCGGCAUCAGCGCCUCGUCACCUUUGCCCGCUCCUCGCGCUCACCAAGCCGCCAGCGUCGCCGCCGACCUAGACGCAAUGUCGCGUGUCAUGUCACCGCCUGCAAUGUCGUCGUCAAUAAAUUAUAAUCCUGGAUUCGCUCUACCGUAUCCUGGCUCGCCUUCGCCGCCAUCUCAUGUAGACGUGUCCCAGUCCAUCGCUGCCAUCGGUAGGACGCCAUCGAUGUUCUCUACCUUUGGACGGCCGCCUUUACCACCAACGCCUCUACAAACGUCGCUCACGGCGCCGAUUCCCACGAUACCGUCGCUCGACUCUGCUCUGAGCACCGUGCAACAGCCUUCUCACGACCCUGCAUUACGUAUCGCUUGGUGUCGAGACGUGCUGUAUCUUGUAGACAGGCAUACUCACGCUCCGCCUAAUGAACCCGUCGUCGGGCCAGUGAUAAUAACAGACCCGAAUCUUACUCGCCUAGUCCAAUAUGCUAUACCAAUCAUCCUGUCACUGGCUUCAUCGCAGCCGCCGCAACCAGAAGCGCUGUACCUGCGAGCUUCACUCGCCGCCAGUGGUGCAUUCCCCGACCAACUCCCACCCAAUCCACGGGCAGCUUUUAGGGACUUUGAGUCCGCUGCUCGCGCCGGAUUCCACAAGGCGUGGUUCCGUCUGGGCAGAGAUUACGAAACAUUCAACGACCUGACCCAUGCCCGAGAUUGUUUCGAACGUGGCGUCAAGUUUGGCGUUGAGGCGAGCAUCUACCGAAUGGGCAUGGCUCACUUACUCGGCCAGCUCGGUCUUCCUGCGUCGCCCCAGACUGCUUUACCUCUCCUCCAGCGUGCUGCUACCCUCGCUUCUCUAGAAACGCCACAGCCCGCAUACGUAUAUGCACUUAUUCUUCUCAACGAAUUCAACCUUGUCUCCGUCCCACCAGCUCUUCUGCAGCCUCUCAUACCCGCUGGAUCAUCUCCGCCCCUCGAAGCCCGUACUCAUCUUGAGCGAUCAGCUUACCUUCACUUCCCUCCUGCCCAAUACAAACUAGCACACGCGUAUGAAUUUGCUCAAUACCCCUGGCAGUUUGAUGCUCUUCAAUCAGUAGAGUGGUACUCCAAGGCAUCGCAAGCAGGAGAAGUUGAGGCUGACAUGGCUCUCUCAAAAUGGUUCCUGUGUGGAUCAGAAGGUGCCUUCGAGAAGGACGAAGGAUUAGCUUGGGUGUUUGCGGAGCGAGCUGCAAAACAGGGGCUGCCAAGCGCAGAAUUUGCCAUGGGGUACUAUGCCGAAGUAGGCGCUGAUUCGCACGGCAACACUGAUGCUCGAGACCGACUUGAUGCUCUCACUCAAUCGCGUCCAGCUCCCCUCUCUCGCCAAGAACACGACGUCAUCACCGAGUCCAAGCUUGUGCGAACGCGAACCCAAGCUCGUUUGAAAUCGGAAGCACAACCCCACGGUGGUCGUCGUGGAACGGCUUCUGGCAACCCCAAUGUCGUCGAAGUGAUCCGCAAAAACACGCUGAUGGAGAUGCCUCAUUCUGCACCACCACAUCGGAGCAGUGUCAGUAUGCCUCCACCGAGCGGCCCUCCCAUGCCUGCGCCAGUGAGAGGGAACAGUGGGGGAAGCCUGCAACCACAACAGAUGCCAGGACGAAACCGGUACUCACUUGCGGAUCCGGGAUUCAACUCUGCUCCCCCGUCGACAUCAUCAUCGCCUUCGCCUUCAUUGAGACCGCAACGAACGGAGUCACCGGUGGGGAUGGGGAGAAGGACAGGUAGUCCUGCCACGGGUAGAAUUCCCAGUGGCGUGGCUGCUACGCCGCAGCCUCCUGCGCAGGACAGACCUAAGCCGUCCGGUCCGACUACGUUCGCGGAGAUGGGCUUCCAAGGCGCGAAGGCUGAGGACAAGGAGUGUGUUAUCAUGUAA
This is a messenger RNA of Desarmillaria tabescens, 2016 nucleotides long. RefSeq lists its product as uncharacterized. The transcript is spliced from 3 exons. The record is from RefSeq and is a predicted model, not a curated record. Lineage: Eukaryota; Fungi; Basidiomycota; Agaricomycetes; Agaricales; Physalacriaceae. Gene Ontology annotation, molecular function: protein binding. The coding region runs from base 1 to 2016 and encodes 671 amino acids.